AGUAGAUACGGUGGAUUAAUGUAAGUCUCCGCCUACUGAAUCGUGCUCAUCAUCGGCAUCUUUUGAACGUCAACUCGACCGCUGAGUUAGGGGCGCUGUCAUCUUUCAGACGCUUUCUAUCCUUCGCGAAUCGAUCCCAACCCGGCCAUUCCCCAGCUGGCCGUCAGCUUUCAAUUGCCGGCUCCAUGGCGCCCAGUCACCACUACGACCUCAUCAAGCCAAGUGAGGACAUCAAGGACGAGCCUGACGACAGCAGAGAACCCAUCAGCAGACCAUGGUCAAAAUAUGUUCUCUACAUGCUUCUUGCAGCUAGCACUGGUCUAGGUGCGGCGUUUGGUGUGGUCCUAGCCUCGUCUCUGCUCAAACCUAGCACUAGCACCAGUGCCGCGGCGAAUGCCACUGCCACCACCACCCUAUCCGCAGACAUUACACUGCCUACUACUUCCACCGAUUAUAUCGCUGGUGAAGCUAAUGACCACGAUGUUUUGGCGGGCAAGGUUCUUGAAUGCGGAUACUCUUUUACCGAAGCGCGCUCUCGGGGUUGUGUCUACGACGUUAUGAUGCAAGAUUGGGUCCCAGAGCCGUGCUAUGACAGCGUAUUGACUGAGAGAUACCUUGCGCAAGGAAAUUACACCUGGUAUGCGGACGGUGAUGGGAACAUUAUGUCGGACGAAGAAAUGCGUAAGGGCGAACACACAGAAGCAUAUAUGUCAGGGGACUAUCAUAAAGAUCACUGCAUCUUCUCAUGGGAAAAGCUCAUCCGUGCGAUGCGGAACACCCGGCCUGUCAGUCAGGAAUUGGUGUCUUACGACCACGUUCUUCACUGUCGUCACCAAACCCUUGGAGAAAAUCAUCCGGAUAAGCGUGAUGGGGGUAUUGGUGUCCGAGCACCUACUAACUAUGCCAAAUGCGCAUUGUAUAGCACGUGGAAGAAGGAUUUUAUCCCAGACAAACAUUCUUCAACGGACAAGUAAUGUUCGUUUGGCAAGUUCUAAGGCCGGGGGACCUUGGAACUAAACAAUAUCCUCACUGAGGAAUGGUACACACUGUUCGUAUACCAUAGUAAAAGAGGCGGAGGGUUUAGAUACAAGGAUAGAUAAGGAUAUGUAAGGAGACGCCAGAAUAGACAGAAUGCCUCAAAAACCAACA
This is a messenger RNA of Exophiala xenobiotica, 1149 nucleotides long. RefSeq lists its product as uncharacterized. The record is from RefSeq and is a predicted model, not a curated record. The transcript has a single exon. NCBI's taxonomy places the organism in Eukaryota, Fungi, Ascomycota, Eurotiomycetes, Chaetothyriales, Herpotrichiellaceae. Bases 186 to 974 code for a protein of 262 amino acids.